AAGACUCACUCAUUACAAUUUACAUUUACCCUUGUUUUUCUGCACCUUUGGGUCAAGGGUUCCUCCCCAUAGACCAGAAACCAAUUAUGAUUUCGUAUGUUGGUCUGAAAUUGUGUAUGUGUGUUAUCACUUAAUCCAUGCUGAAGUGUUCACCUGCUUCACCGUAUCUAUGUUGACAUUGUGUAAAAGCGUCAUUGGUGCACUUUGAUGCUAUUGUGCUUUGCAGAUCGAAUGAUGAAUCAUUCACAGUUUGAAAAGUGCUGUGCUUUUGAAGCCCCUAUUUUGGAUCAAGUUCUUCCUCCUGUACUUAUACUGGAGUUCAUGGUUGGGCUUUUUGGAAAUGUUGUUGCUUUGUGGAUGUUCAUCUUUCACAUGGACACCUGGAGGCCCAACUCUGUGUACCUGACUCAUCUGGCUGUGGCUGACUCUAUCGUCCUCUUCUGCCUGCCUUUUAGAGCUGACUAUUACAGACGAGGGAAGAACUGGCUUUAUGGGGAUGUCCUGUGUCGUAUUCUGCUCUUUUUGUUGGCUGCAAAUCGAGCUGCAGGAAUCUUCUUCCUCACGGCUGUGGCUGUUGAUCGUUACUUCAAAAUUGUCCACCCACUGAAUCCAAUUAACCGAAUGGGCUUGGGCUAUGCUCUCUGGGUUUCUCUUGGUUUGUGGGCAUUGAUAUUUCUGGCUACUGGAUAUCUUCUUGCUGACGAGCACUUCUUUUACAAUAGCAAUCAUACACAAUGUGAAAGUUUUAAUAUUUGCAUGGGUUUCAGUCCCAUUUCUACCUGGCACAAUGCAUUUUAUGUCGUUCAGUUUUUCUUGCCUGCUGCAAUUGUUGCCUUCUGCACAAUUAGAAUAACUUGGCAACUAAGAAACAGGACUAUUGACAAACAGGGAAAAAUCAAGCGGGCCGUUCAGUUUGUCAUGGCUGUGGCUUUUAUUUUUAUAACUUGUUUUUUUCCCAGCACAAUAUCACGAAUUGCUGUUUGGGUCCUUAGAAUGUGGUAUGAUGAGUGUGUACAUUUUAAAGAAGCCAAUUUAGCAUUUUACACAUCUGUAUGUUUCACAUAUUUUAAUAGUGUCCUCAACCCUGUUGUAUACUACUUCUCUACACCAGCCUUUAGUGGUACUUUCAAAAAGGUUUUGUACAAAGUGCUGGGAAAGAAAGAAGUCAAAAAUGAAGUCAACUCAGUUGAAAUGAAUGUCUCCACCAGGAUGUAAUGUUCAUCACAAACACAGAAAAAUAAAGGCAAUAAUUUUGGGGACGCUUGGGGAAUAAUCAGUGU
This is a messenger RNA of Periophthalmus magnuspinnatus, 1280 nucleotides long. Its product is annotated as hydroxycarboxylic acid receptor 3-like. Bases 208 to 1215 code for a protein of 335 amino acids. The transcript has a single exon. Gene Ontology annotation, molecular function: G protein-coupled receptor activity. NCBI's taxonomy places the organism in Eukaryota, Metazoa, Chordata, Actinopteri, Gobiiformes, Gobiidae. Gene Ontology annotation, biological process: G protein-coupled receptor signaling pathway. The record is from RefSeq and is a predicted model, not a curated record. Gene Ontology annotation, cellular component: membrane.